AACAAACUUUCUCAAUGCGCGUAUGAUUGGCUACUGCGUCCAUGUGUUCUUCGUAUAAUUCGUCGAAUCGUGGAUAGUCACAAAAUCCCACGUGGCCCGAAAAAUGUCGAGAAAUCACGCUUCCUCAAACGCUUCGGUCUUUCAUAUCAGUUCAUAUUGUAUACAUUCUUAUACAUUAGGCAUACACCUAAUGUAAUCGUACGAAAAUUGUUAGCAUUGAUUCCACAUUUCAGUGGUUGAUUCUAUUUAAAUUACGUGGUUUAUUAUUCCUACUGGUCCAUCGUUGGAUACGUGUUUACACGUUCCUGGGUUCAUUCUUGAGAUUGAGAUGCGUCAGACACAUAGGCGAGGGCAACGUUUGGAGUAUGGAAUUCUGUUGCUGGCUGUUCAGGCGAUAAAUUAUGGUAUCGAUAAAAUACCACCAGUUACCUUAACAGCGGUUAUAGGACAAGCACUCUUGUACACAGGAGUAGUACAGACUCCGUGGAAGGCAGAGGAUGUUUGUAUAUCUAGCGUGAAAGUACUCAAGUAUCAUGACUGGCGCUCUUUUUUAUUAUCAAAUUUUGAGCAUGGGUCUGACAUGCACCUGUACUACAAUAUGGUUUCCCUGAUAUUAAAAGGCUCAAGCUUGGAGAGCAAGUAUGGAACGAGUAAUUUUCUUCUCCUGCUCUCCGUCUUAUGCAUCACCUGUAGUGGCAUGUACGUAGCUUUAGGAUACGGACUGAUGCACCUAACUGGCGACUAUGGAUAUUAUACUGCGUGUGCAAUUGGCUUCUCAGCUGUCCUUUUUGCCCUGAAAGUAAUUGGUGUGUCAGAGGAACGAGAUGGCAUACACGACGUCGGAGGCUUCAAAGUCCCGAGUAAAAUUGCCGUAUGGGUGGAGUUGAUCCUGAUACAUAUACUGGUACCCAACGCAUCGUUCGUUGGUCACUUGGGUGGAAUACUGACAGGCUGUCUUUAUUGUUAUACCUACUUUGGUUCGAUUAUAGAUAGAAUGAUCAGUAAGGCAACAGGCAAAUAUCUUAUACAUGGGGAGGAAUUUUACAGACGACGCGGUUACUUUUUUUGAGAUGCCAGGAGGUUUACCAUCUUGUUCCUCCAACUUUACAGUUUUCCUGAUUAUGUACACUAAACCAUUAUUAUCUCUCGCAUACCUAUGUGCAAGUUCUGUCUUCCAUGAUCUAUUGAACGAUUAUGGAUAACUUUUAAAAUUUCCCUGUAGAACUGUACCAGAAACAAAAGCGUUACUUCUUGGCCCCUUCAGUGCGCAAUAAUAUAGAGAGUACAAAAAAAUGAUUGAAAGAAGUAAUUUCUAGCGUUUGAUAUCCAAGAAUACUAACGUAUGUUUGCAUCUUAUCGCGAAAGUAGACAACUGGCUUGAUGACAAUUUAAAAUAUCCUGCAGGCGGUACAAACCAACAUAAUGCUUGUACUUUAUUUAUCGUAUUCUUUUGUAAAAAUGAUUAUAACUGUAUACCUAUAUUUUAUUACAUGACUAAUAAAAGAACUGAGUACAUUCCUA
Messenger RNA from Athalia rosae (coleseed sawfly), 1521 nucleotides. Its product is annotated as rhomboid-related protein 4-like. NCBI's taxonomy places the organism in Eukaryota, Metazoa, Arthropoda, Insecta, Hymenoptera, Athaliidae. The transcript is spliced from 2 exons. Gene Ontology annotation, cellular component: membrane. The record is from RefSeq and is a predicted model, not a curated record. Bases 329 to 1069 code for a protein of 246 amino acids. Gene Ontology annotation, molecular function: serine-type endopeptidase activity.